Felis catus (domestic cat) is the source of this 4077-nucleotide messenger RNA. It is a transcript of the gene GAPT, whose product is annotated as GRB2 binding adaptor protein, transmembrane. The transcript is spliced from 2 exons. Lineage: Eukaryota; Metazoa; Chordata; Mammalia; Carnivora; Felidae. The record is from RefSeq and is a predicted model, not a curated record. Gene Ontology annotation, molecular function: protein binding. Gene Ontology annotation, cellular component: membrane. The coding region runs from base 2680 to 3537 and encodes 285 amino acids.
ACCCAAUCCAUUGUUGUCUUAUGGAUGAAGAAAGCAAGACUGAGAAGUUCUGUUACUUGCCCAAGAUGCCAGAAUUAUUUCUUUUAGGUAAAACUGCUUUGUACUUAUCUAUUUUUAAGUUGAACAUGAUUUUUCAGCACCUCAUCUUUAAGUCAAGGUAUGCCAAUGAAAGACCAUUUAUAUAAUCUCAGAAAGUAAAAUUUCCCUACUUUGACUGGGCUGGAGCCCAAGAUUCAUUACUAACUCCCCUCUUUCUUACCACCAGUCUUACCAACCUCCAGACUCAAGAAACUCUAGAUAAAUUUGGAAUUCAACCAGCUGAAAGUCUGCCUAUAGUUGAACAAAGUGUUUCUCCAUCCAAAUGAGUAGACCAGACCAGUCUACCAAAGGAGAUGGUAAUCUGAAUGAAUAAAAAACAUAUCUUAGAGAUAUUAGAUAGAUUAUCUCAACUUUUUGUGACUUUUUAAAGAAUUGUCUUAUCACACAUUCCCAAUUUCUUUUAAUUAACAUACAGUUUGCAUAGAGUGCACAAAUCAUAAACAGAGAGCGUAAUGAAUGGUUAUAUAUAACCACCACAAAGAUCAAGAUAUAGAACGUUUCUGGCAUCUGAGAAGGCUCCCAGUCUAUAGUAAUCACCAUUUUGCUGUCUUCUACCAUCAUCUGUUUGUAGAUAAGCUUUCCAUGGUUUAAGAAUGGAAUCUUACAGUCUGUACUCUUUUGUGCAUAACUCUUUAAAGUCUAUAUUAUAUUUCUGAGAUCCAUCUAUGUUGUUGUAAUCUAUUAGUAGUUCAGUUCAAGUUUUUUAUUGCUAUAUGUAGUAUUCAGUUUCAUGAAUUUAUCAUGUUCUUUUUACCCACUGUAUUGUUGAGGGAACUUUGAAAUGUUUCUAAAGCUUUAGGAUAUUUUUAAUUUAAAGCAGUUAUAAACAGAAAUGGCCCUCAUUUCUGUUGAGUAUAUACCUAGGAGUGAAAUUCCUAGGCCUUUUUGUUUUUUUGUUUUUCUUACAUUAUCAGUUUUGUUUAUUUUUGUUUGGGUUUUUGUUUUUGUUUUGUUUUGUUUUAGCCCUGGACUGUAAUCAUACUUUUCUAAGUUGGCCAAUGAACCAUAAACAAUGUACCUCUCUUUAGGCCUGACAUGAGUUUCAGGGGGCAGAUUUCACAGUUUAGAAUGGAACACCAGUAAGGUACUAUCUUUCAUAAUUCAUUCCCAACAGCCCUUCAUAACCUCCUUCCCUCAGGGGUUUUUGCCUGGAACCCUUCUAUUCUGCCUUGAUUAACUCCCUUUUAUUUUAUUAGCCUUAGCUCAGGUCGUGCCUUCCCUGACCAUUCUGAAAUGGAUGUCUCUUUUCCUUACUCCCCAUUUAUAAUAUUGCCCAUUUAUAAGCAGAGAGGACUCUCUGCUUAAGUGUGUCCUUCCUAGCCCUUAUCACCUUGAUCUGAAAUGACCUGUGGAUACAGCAGCCUCUUCCAGGAGGUUUCAUUGCUACAAGGCAGUUCGUUCAUUAUGGCAUCCCCACUGCUUAGCACAGGCACGAUGCCUGGCACAAUGUCAGUCCCCAAUCUGUGUUGACAGUAUUGCUCUUCUGAUGUCUGGUUGGUGUUUCAGCAAUGAAGUCUUCUUCUUUUAAAUCCCCUGAUACAAGGGAAAUCCUCUGGAGUUGAGAAACUUCCAAUGCAAUUUAAAAGGCAAAAUUUCCAUUGCUUUAUGAUCUCGUCUUUUUAAUUCAGCAUUUUCCAUUUUUAUACUCUGUGGAGUUGUUCUCUGAGAAAUGCUGCUAAAUAAGAGAUCUAUGUGGGAAACCUGUUACUCAUCCAAGCAAGCCAGCAAGUGUAGUGGUUUAGUACACAGGUGCCGGAGGCAGCCUGCCAGGCCACACUGGGUGGGUGAUGAUGUUACCACCCUGCUUCCAUUUCCUCCUCUGUACCAUAGGGUGAAGAGCAGCCCUAUUCUCUGGAGUUGUUGUGAGAAUUCACUGAGGAGUACACCAAACGUUGAGGAGACUUACUGAGUGUCCAGAAUGUGCCGGUUACUAUUAUUAAACAGUUUUUCUUUCUACCUACUAAAAAAUCACAGAAACAGCACAACUCAGAAUAUACUUACUUGGGGAAAUUCCUGUGUCAUCAACUUAAAGAAUAUGAACACUUUCUGAUCCAAAAUUGGGACACUGGCUUGACAAGUGUAAAUGUAACUUGCGGCACUGGGGCAUAAUAUUUCAAAGGAGGACUCUUUUAGCAAUCCCGCGAGCAAACAAAUCAACAAGACCUCUAUGUAACUACAUUUUAAAAUCUCUGUUUUUAAAAAAAUUUUAAGUGCAAGUGCAAAAAUGACUCUUAUUGACUCUGAAGGGAGGACUGCACCUUUUAUUUAUAUUGCACAAACAAAAAAAGCAUCUGGGCUUCAUGCAUCAUUUUCUGAUCAUUUUCUGAUUUAGUUGGAGAAUUAUUACUUGAUAACAAGAAGGGCUGAGCUUCCUUUUUCAAAAUCUCAUGCCAUUUAUCUUAAUUCUGGUGCAUCUGAUAAGAACUUCCUCUAGAGCCAGGAAACUUUGCAAGUAUGAAAUAAUCUGAAAGGAGGACGUAAAGAAGGAAGUAACUGACCAAAGCAAAAAAGGGGAACAUCAAAGCAGGUUUAACCAAAAGAACAGAAGGGAGCUUGGCACAGCAGUCUCAAGGUGUCUGGAUGGCAGAUCAUUCAACCUUCUCUUUCUUGAGUUGUCUACUCUGCCAUUAUCUUCCACUCAUUUCUGCUUCAUUUUGUGAUUCAUUUAUAGAAAGGGAAGUGGAGUCGAGUAAAAUCCCCCCCGACAUCGUGCAAGUAUACAUUAAUGAUUGUACUGUAAAAAACAUCACAUACAACAAGAGCGAUCUUCAAAGACUCCAUUUACUCAACCUCUCCUCUAAUUGUAUCAGGACUUUGCCAAAUGAUGUUCUUUCACAUCUGAAAAAGAAAUGCCUGAAAGAGCUUCCAAGAUUGCUUCUUAACUCUACCCUACAAGGAAUUACGCUGGUCUGCACCUGUGAAUUCAUUAAGGGCCACACCACACUACUAAACACUGCUUGUGCAGAAAUGUUGAAAAGCUGUGGAAAUACUUCAGUGGCCGUUUCUAUAGGACUUUCCCUUCUUUUACUGUUGUUGAUCUGUGGAAUUGGGUGUGUUUGGCACUGGAAACACCAUAACCCAGUGCAAUUUACCUUACCAAGGUUUUUGCAGAGGAGAAGCAGCAGGAGAAAAGACUAUGCUAAAACGCUCUCAGAUCCCCUCACUGUCAACUCAAGGCAUAAAAUCUCAGUUCAGACACAAGACUAUACAUCUUCUGGAAGAGGGGUUAACAUGUAUGACAACUAUGAAAAUGUGCAAGUCGGUCCUCCCAGAGCUAAAGAAGAAACUGAUAAGGAACUAUAUGAGAACACUCGGCCCACCAAUUUCGAGGAGCAUAUCUAUGGAAAUGAGACAUCAUCUCAAUAUUACAACUUCCAGAAGCCUAGCACUUCUGAAGUCUCUCAAGAUGAAGACAUAUAUAUUCUUCCAGAUUCAUAACUUUUCAAAACACUGGGUUCAGUUAUUAGAGGAUAAAUAUUCACUGGGACUUUUCUUGUACUUAUGCCAUUGUUAAUCCUGUUCUUCGAGUGAAACUCAAUGAUCUUUUAUCUGUCUCCACCCUUCUGAACCUUCUGUCUGUGUAUCACUGUGGGUUAAUUCCAGGGAUCCCCUUUACCCUCAUUUUGCUAGGUUAAUUCUGCAUUGUGUUAUAUUGAUUCUUCCUUCUGUUACCUGUUAUCUUUUUCUUUUAUUUCUCUCUCUACCAUCUUUUCUGGCUCAAGAUUGCUGUCAGUCUCCUAACAAGUCUUUCUGGCUCUAGUGUCUACACAUUCACCCAUGAUGUUGCCAGAUUUAUCUUCAGAAAAUAUUUCCAAUGCUGCAUCACUCCUUUGCUGAAACCUCUUAGUGUCUCCUCUUUGCAAAUGACAUGCUAUUUAUAAUUUUUUUUAAUUUUUAAAAUGUUUUUAAUUUAUUUUUGAGAGAGAGAAAGAGAGAGACAGAGUACGAGUGGGAGAGGGGCAGAGGGAGAGGGAGACA